AAAUCUGCGUGUCGCGUGCAUUGAUCGAGCUCGACGCUGAACUGUAAGCUGUCGCAAUAAAACAAGGAGCAUCAAAUGUUGUCUGUAGUUCGCUACAUUACCAAGAUGUCUGAAGAUAUUUCGAGUGUGCAGUUAUGUGAGGAUUUCGGUCGUGAGAAUUUACAACUGAACAAACAUUUGGAGAAGAUGACUGAACAAAUGGAAAAUAUUUCAGUAAAUUUGUCUUGGAUGGCUUAUGAUAUGGUUGUACUCCGCACCAGUCAAGAUCUGGCUGAAUCCCUCAAGAGUCUGGAGAAUGAGUUUCUCAAGUGCAAAGAUGUCAUCUGUGGUCCCACAGAUGGGCAAGAUAAAAAAUGUCAUCCUGAUGCUCAAGAACAUAAUAUCCCCCAAGAAUAGAUUCAAG
Pimephales promelas (fathead minnow) is the source of this 403-nucleotide messenger RNA. It is a transcript of the gene syce3, whose product is annotated as synaptonemal complex central element protein 3. Lineage: Eukaryota; Metazoa; Chordata; Actinopteri; Cypriniformes; Leuciscidae. Gene Ontology annotation, biological process: synaptonemal complex assembly; spermatogenesis; reciprocal meiotic recombination. The record is from RefSeq and is a predicted model, not a curated record.